AUGGAUACUAUCAGGAACACGUUGGCCGAGAACUUUGGCAGCGCUGGACGUCUGGGAACCCACCAAUUCUCCCUCGAUGAGGUCCCAGACUUGAGCGGCAAAGUAGCCGUGGUCACUGGCGGCAGCGAAGGCAUCGGUUAUGGCUGCACGCAUACACUUCUCAAGAACAACAUUGACAAGCUAUACAUUUUGUCCCCGGAUGCCGGAGUUGUAGACAGCGCCAAGGAGGCUCUUGCAAAAGAGCUCGGCCAAGAUGCCGCGAACAAGACUCGCUGGCUGCGAUGUGACCUGGCCGACUGGAACCAGGUCAGAAACGUCGCAGAGGAAAUCAAGAAGGACACGGACAGGCUCGAUAUUCUCAUCAACAACGCCGCCCGCGGAAUCAUGACCUACCAGCUCACCGACCUAGGCGUCGAUCGGCACAUGGCCGUGAACCAUAUGGGCCAUGUUGUGCUUACGUCGUAUUUGUUACCGCUGCUCAAGGAGACGGCCGAGAAUGGGAACACGGUCCGAAUCUCUUGCCAGGGCAGCAACGUCCAUCAGUCUCCCGGGAGCGACACAAAAUUUGCGAGCCUUGAGGAGCUGAACCGCGAUCUCGGCCCCAACACGCUAUACGGACGCAGCAAGCUUGCCAACAUCCUCUACGCACGAUACCUUGCGCGCAAGCUCACCCAUGGAGGACACCCCAACAUCCUGGCUAACGCGACACAUCCAGGUAUUGUGAGCACCCACAUGAGCAAGGUCGAUAUCCUUGAGGCGUAUCCCCUGGCGGGCUAUGGCAUGGCUGUCGGCCUUGAACCCUUCAAGAAGAACCAGUUCGAGGGCGCCACACCGACCAUGUAUGUCACGACUGUGACCAAUGAGUCUGGCCAGUACAUCUGCCCUCCUGCCAUCCCGGAACCGGGGAGUGACAUGUCGCGAGACGAGGCGCUGGCAGACCGGCUGAUGGAGCUAACGCGGGUGACGAUCGUGGAGAAGACGAGAGAGCACGGCAAGCCACUGGAGGACUUUGAGUUGUAUUAG
Molecule: messenger RNA, 1023 nt
Organism: Microdochium trichocladiopsis
Lineage: Eukaryota; Fungi; Ascomycota; Sordariomycetes; Xylariales; Microdochiaceae
Product: retinol dehydrogenase 12
Exons: 2
Coding region: 1-1023 (340 amino acids)
Source: RefSeq, a predicted model, not a curated record